This is a messenger RNA of Anopheles moucheti, 1701 nucleotides long. RefSeq lists its product as uncharacterized. Lineage: Eukaryota; Metazoa; Arthropoda; Insecta; Diptera; Culicidae. The transcript is spliced from 5 exons. The coding region runs from base 308 to 1612 and encodes 434 amino acids. The record is from RefSeq and is a predicted model, not a curated record.
GGAAUUCCAUCGCGACGACGGGGGCAUUGACGAGGAGGGAAAAACCGCCCCAUUCCGGAGAAACAUAAUGUUGUGUGUUGGAAAGUGUUGUAGCUGGUCGUGUGAUGAAUUGGGCUGAACAAGGCUAACGAUGCAUGCAAUGUCCGAUCGGGUGAACAGACACUAGGGUUACGGAAAAGGAUAAAGCAGCAAGCAAAACAAAACAAAAAAAAGAUUUCGUAAAGUGACAAAACGAGCAUACGAGCGGAGGCGCAAAUAACGCAUCCAUUUUACGCGGUGACAAAGUUUAAUUGAAAUAGUGAAGAAUAUGGUGAAACCGGCGGCAAGAAUAGUGAUAAAGUUUCUAGAAUUAUUAGGUUGUGUGGCGUGUGUGAUUACGAAGAUUAUCACCGACCAUGAGUCACGGCGCGUGUUUGUGCGAAACCAGAAGCUAUCGCGAGAAUGGAGCUUGAUACACAACAUAACCUGGAGCAGCGGAGGAAAUGCAUUUACAAACAUCGUCUACGGGGGAUACACGAUAGUCAUCGCACUAAUGCUAAUUACAAGAUGCGUCGAUGCCAAAUCACGUCCGACCUUGUUUGAGAAGAUUGUACUAUCGCUGGGGACACUAUUGUUUUUUGCGGCAGGUGGUCUGGUGUUUGCGUCAAUAGAUCAGGUACAUCCCGAUCUCCAUGAUAAUGCCAUCAUACUCGGAUGCUUGUCGUUCGCCGUGGCGAUCCUGUUCGUGAUCGAUCUGGCCGAUCCGUUGGCGCGCAUGACCGCCCACAUGACGCAAACCGAAACAUCCACCCUGACCGCAACCGAUGCGCCCGAUAGGGCAAACUUGAAGAAAGAUGUCUCCACCGAUACGGAGCCGACGGUAUUUGUCGUUUCCAAGGCAGAUCAUCAAAACGGUCACCUACAUCAUCAGCCGUUGCAUCCACACCAGGAACACGCGCACCAUGAAUACCCGGACUCACCACUCAACCGGAGCGAUGAAUCGAUCGUAGAGCGGAAGGUGUACCCUUCGGCGCAGGUUCCAGUGUUUGCGCACGUACGCGCACCGGAGGAAAGCCGUAGAAUUGCGGGGAAAGAGAUUAAAUACCUGCCGCGGCAAGAUUACCGCGAUAGACGCAACUAUCGUGAUGCUGGCCCUGCGAGCUAUGCGACAAAUCGCCCCGCGACGAACCAACCGAAUGGCCAUCAGACACGGCAGCAGCACAUGAGCGUACCAUCCAGCAGCUACCAUGACAAUGAUUCGUUCGUCGAAGAUAUUCAGGCACCGUCGCGCAGGAGCACCUACGUACCGGCCGACAAGUUUGACCAGGAAGCGAUGCAGAUGAGCAGCGCACCGAACCACCAUCGCACGAGACCACCGCCACCGGCCAAGCCUUUAAACGUCAUUCGGACGCACUUUGGAUCGAACCACAGCUCACCGACCGAGUCGCAACACAGUGCCGAAUGCAGGUGUUCGCAGCGCAGUACCAGCACGCGACGGAUGGAAGAACCGGGCCGGGAUGAGUUUGACUCGCCGCCCAUACGGCCCGGGUUUGUGGCCAAUGCGGCAAAGAAGUGGGACGAUCGGGCACGCAGCAAAAGCCAACCGAUCGUUGGGCUGAAUACGAUGGUGUAGCAAUCCGAAACUCUUCUUCAAUCGAUUGAAUACUUUUUAAGAUGUUUUACAAACUGUAGGCAACCGUUUAAAUACUGGUAAUUCGAGAG